AUGCAGUCAAGAUUAACAUUAGUCUCUAAACUCAACAAGAUCUUAUUGACACCUCCAAAAUACAAAACAAUCCCACAAUCACUUUUCUCAACAUCUUCAGGUAAUGUCAAAGCCGAAGGCGAUGAUGCCAUGACACAAGGUGUCGACACCGAGGGCGAAACCGCAAACCCAAAACUGGAUAAAAACGAAAAUAUUACCCCGACAAAAGAAGACGACCACUACAUGCGUCCAAAAACGGUCCCACCAAAUUUAUCAUCACCAAAACUACAAAAUCCGGGGGUCAGCACGCCCGUUGACCCCCACUUCCAGCAAAAGCGAACCAAGUCUACCAGCCCCGCGCUGGAGAUAUCCUGUGCGGGGCUGGAUGGUUCUCCUUGGCCAGAAGAUAAUAAGGAUAGUGAUAGAAAGGAACAAGAGGAAGAUGACAAGGAAUUUUUUAAGCAUCAUAAAGCGUCUCCGUUAUCAGAAAUUGAGAUUGGUGAAACGAGAAAACCGCUAGAGAGAGUUAUGCAGGGGACGGCUGAUGGUUAUUUUGGUGAUGAGAAGGUGUUGACGUGGAAACCGGAACAGCUCGAUACUGCGGAGCAGUCGUUGUUGAGAGCCACGCAGAUGUUUCGAGAAGCGGCUGCUAGAGGUGUUCCCGAUUGGCCUCAUUCUAGAAGAUUGAGAGAAUUACGGGGCGAGGAUUGGUGAGCUUGCACCACAAUGAUAGUCUAAUUAAGUUCUUUGCGAAUUAUAUAGAUUAAUAAAUUGUACGGUAAAAGAGA
This is a messenger RNA of Erigeron canadensis, 767 nucleotides long. RefSeq lists its product as uncharacterized. The record is from RefSeq and is a predicted model, not a curated record. NCBI's taxonomy places the organism in Eukaryota, Viridiplantae, Streptophyta, Magnoliopsida, Asterales, Asteraceae. Bases 1 to 693 code for a protein of 230 amino acids. The transcript has a single exon.